Molecule: messenger RNA, 2685 nt
Organism: Hansenula anomala
Lineage: Eukaryota; Fungi; Ascomycota; Saccharomycetes; Phaffomycetales; Wickerhamomycetaceae
Gene: MGM1
Product: dynamin-related GTPase MGM1
Exons: 1
Coding region: 1-2685 (894 amino acids)
Cellular component (GO): microtubule; cytoplasm; membrane
Molecular function (GO): microtubule binding; GTP binding; GTPase activity
Source: RefSeq, a predicted model, not a curated record
AUGAGGCCGCUAUGGGGUGGCUCUAAUGCCUCCAGGGCUCUUCACAGGGGAAUCUUUAAGAUCUCACCGCUCUUUGUGCUCAAGCAGAACUAUUCGGUGCUCAACAGACGCUUCUUAUCACACUCCCCAUUACUACUAUCAUCAGCUGCUUCCAGGAUACUACAAAGAGGCAAUACAACACACCUUUUAGGUCAUAGACCUUUCUCAUUCACUUCAAUUCCUAAAAUACUAGGGAAAGCCGUUAAGGCACCAGCUUAUUUGGGAGGGAGCUUAGCUGCUGCUGGAAGUUAUGUUGCUUAUAAAGUGGAGGAAGCUUCAAACUAUACACAGGAUCGAUUGAACCAGAUGAAGGAAUUUGGUGGUAACGCUUAUGAUAAAGCUUCGGAUUUCUUCAAUGGGUUGAAUUUUGGUAGUGGUGCUGGAGGUGAAGGUGGUGGUAGUGGUGGAAAUGGUGGUGAUUCAGCUGCCGCUGUUGGUACUGCUGCUGCAAUUGCUGGUGUCAAUUCACAAGAAGAAGAGGAGGAAGCCACAGAUGAAGAAGAGAAAGAGGAGUUAAUAGAUCAAGAUGAAGAUGAUGAACCAGAAGAUGAUUCAACUGAUGAUCAAAUUAUGAGUCUUACAAGACAAAUGAUUGAAAUUAGAACUUUAUUACAAGAGAUUGAUAGAUCUUCAGAUACAUUGAAAUUACCAUCUAUUGUUGUUAUUGGCUCUCAAUCUUCAGGUAAAUCUUCAGUCUUGGAAUCAAUUGUUGGUCAAGAAUUUUUACCAAAAGGUUCUAAUAUGGUUACUAGAAGACCAAUUGAAUUAACCUUAGUUAAUACACCAAAUACAGCAGCUGAAACUGCAGAUUUUCCAGCAUUGAAAAUGUUCAAUUUAACUGAUUUCUCAGAAGUCCAAAAGAUAUUGUUUGAUUUGAAUAUGGCUGUUCCUGCUACUGAAGCUAUUUCUAGUGAUCCAAUCCAAUUAACAAUUAGAUCACCAACUAUACCUGAUCUUUCAUUGGUUGAUUUACCAGGUUACAUUCAAGUUGAAGCAGCUGAUCAACCAACUGUUUUGAAACAAAGAAUCAGAGAAUUAUGUGAUAAAUAUCUAGAGGCACCAAACGUCAUUUUGGCAAUCUCUUCUGCAGAUGUUGAUUUAGCAAAUAGUUCUGCCUUGAGAGCUAGUAAAAUUGCAGAUCCAAAAGGUGAAAGAACAAUCGGUGUCAUUACAAAAUUAGAUCUUGUUGAACCUCAAGUUGCUAGAAAUAUUUUGUUAAACAAGAAGUACCCAUUGAAAAUGGGUUAUGUUGGUGUGAUAACAAAAGCUCCUACAAAAUCGUUAUUCAGAAAGAGUGUUGGUCAUGAUGCGUUUGUUGCUCAACAAAACUUUGAAUAUCAAUACCUAAAGACAAAUAAAGAAGAAUUUGGCCAAUGUAAUGUCUCCACAAGAAUAUUGAAGAAAAAAUUAAUCAAAGUUUUGGAAAGAACAAUGUCAAUGUCACUAGCUCCAACUGCCAGUUUAGUUCAGCAAGAAUUGGAUGAAACAGCUUAUAAAUUCAAAGUUGAAUUCAAUGAUCGUCAAUUAACCCCAAAGACAUAUCUUGCUGAAAAUGUUGACACUUUGAAAUUGGCUAUCAAAGAAUUCAAUGAACAUUUUGGAAGAUCUGAAUUACGUUCCAUCCUUAGAAAUGAACUUGAUCAAAAGGUGUUGGAUUUAUUAGCUGCAAGAUAUUGGAAUAAACCUAGCGAAGAUGAAGUUGGAACUAAAGUUUUGAUUGAAAAUUUGACAGCUUUGAAUGAGAUGAAAAAAGAUGAUUCAUAUUGGUUGAAAAAAUUAGAUUUAACAACAAGUUCAUUAACAAAAUUGGGAGUUGGUAGAUUAUCAACUACAUUAAUCACUAAUGCAAUUGUUUCUGAAGUGGAAAAUAUUGUUGAUGGAACUCAAUUGAAGAAUCAUCCAUUAGCCAAAGAAGCUGUGAAAGAAGCUGCCCAAAGUGUCUUGAACUCUAGAUAUUUCUCAACAGCUGAUCAAGUGGAAAAUUGUAUCAAACCAUAUAAAUAUGAAGUUGAUGUUGAGGAUCGGGAAUGGACCAUCUCUAGAGAACACUCUAUACAAUUAUUGAAAGAAGAAUUAACCCAAGUCAAUGACACUUUACAAGUUUUGAAAACCUCAAUUGGUGGUCGUAAAUUAUCACAAGUUAUCAAAUAUCUAGAUGAAGGUGGUAAGAAUCAUGAAGAGACUUUAGGUUUCUCAAAAGUGCUGUUGGAUAGAGGUCGUGAAGCUCAAUUCUUGAGAGAUCGUUCAAUCAUUUUAGGGUUAAGACUCAAGGCUUUAAAAUCAAACUCAUGUAAAACAAAAGAUAAUAAAUUCAAAUGUCCAGAAGUAUUUUUAAAUGUUGUGAGUGAAAAAUUAACCACGACAGCUGUUUUAUUUUUGAAUGUUGAACUAUUGACUGAUUUCUUCUAUAAAUUUCCAAGGGAGUUGGAUUCAAGAUUAAAUAUCAAUUUAACAGAAGAUCAAAUUGAAGAAUUUGCUAAAGAAGAUCCAAAGAUCAAGAGACACAUUGAGUUACAACAGCGUAAAGAGUUGCUUGAAUUAGCAUUACAAAAAAUUGAUGGAAUAUUAGCUUUCCAAAGAAAUAAGAGUGGCUUGAGCACAAAUUAUAGAAACAAUAAUAAUGAUGGUAAUGGGAAAUGGCGUUGA